Messenger RNA from Anguilla rostrata (American eel), 3116 nucleotides. It is a transcript of the gene c2h10orf88, whose product is annotated as chromosome 2 C10orf88 homolog. The record is from RefSeq and is a predicted model, not a curated record. Lineage: Eukaryota; Metazoa; Chordata; Actinopteri; Anguilliformes; Anguillidae. The transcript is spliced from 6 exons. Bases 717 to 1949 code for a protein of 410 amino acids.
ACUUACAUAUACUACUACAUGUUUCCACAAAUUGCAUGUAAAAUACAUAUAUAUUAACACUCGUGAUGGAUUAGGAUUGUCUGGGUUUCAGUUAGUAAAUAGAAUCGUUUGUUUUAGCUUAGGCGAGCCAGGGGCAAACAUUGGGUCCUUUCACUAAGCAGUAGUUGUCUCGCUAUUUUUUUAAAUCAACAUACUUGGAGAGCAGAGCUAAUUAUCUUAAACGUUAAGUUAGCUGACUUAAGAUUCGGAAACCGUUAACGUUACACUAGUUGGUAACGCGUUCAGGAACGAUUAUAACUCACAACGGUUAUGAUUCAGCAAGAACAACAUGAUUUGAAAUCGACAUGUUCACUAGCUACCUAGCCAACUAGCUGUUUCACUGGAAACCUACAUUUGUUUAUAUAGCUACCGUAGAUGUUCUAGCCAGUUAGCUAAAAUUACUAACUGUAUCCUUGAAGCACUUGAUUUCUAGUGAGUUCAUAUAAAUGUUAUCGUCCUGGCAGUCUAGCUAACCGUAGCACACGAGGAAUGUUGUGAAAUGUAUCUGUAGCUUGCUAGUAAGGUAGCUAGCAUCUCCGAUUUGCAGUCUGUUUCGUUCCAAUGGCACAACAGUCAGCUGGCUAACUAAGGCUUGUUAGGUAUUAUAUUUCCUACCAAAUCGUCCACAUUAAUUCUAGUAUACUCGCUUGCUAGCAGAGUAGUCGGCUGGCCUGAUCAUGACCACACAGAAUGUGAGCUUUAGUAAAGACAGGCUUGUUUUUGCACACGUUUCUUGGGAUUGCAAAUCAGCUGAACGCAACCUUUGUGGCAUCCUACAUCCAGUGACUGCCAGCAGUUUAGCCAGCCUUACCCAGGUCUACACAGAGAACUCAGGCGAGAUUGACCUGGUGUACUUGGAGCAGGAUGCAGACACAUCGCCAUGCGUGCUCAGACUGCAGUGCGCCCCGCACUCUUCGGUCCUCAUCUCCAGCCUGUUGAUCGUCACUGAGGCUCGGACCAUGGAGGUGUACUCUGGAGCAGGGGACUACUGUGGCACCUGCCGUGGGGAGCGACAUCACACCCUUCCAAAUGAAGGUGCUGCUGAAGACAUCUCACUUUUCAAGAAGUACUUAAAAUUAGAGAGUCCACUGGCAUCUUGUGAUGUGAAGCUGCUGUCCCUGGGUGGGCGGGACCGAGUGGGGAUCGCCGGGAUCGUGCUGGGCCUGCAGGAUGAUGGGAGGGAUGGCGGCUCCCCGACCGCGGGCCAGGGCAUCGACCUGCGCCGCGUGCAGACCAUGGUGGAGUCCAUGGGCACCGGCCUGUCGCCCGGAGCGCAGAACCUCAUGGAGAUGGUGCAGUUUCAGCAGAAGAAUAAGGCCGAUGCCCUGAGUGGGUUUUUGCCGCUGCUCCUGGGUAGCGGGUCGUUGGCCGCAAUGGCGAAAGGCAGCGCAGAGUCCAGAACGGCGGCGGAGGACUCUCGAGCGCACGCGGACGCUCCGUCACCGGAGAGCGCGGUCGCUGGAGCGGAGGACCCGCCCGAACCGCCUGGCACCACGGCCCCCGACCGCGACGACCGCAAGCUGAUGGACGCGGUGUCGUCCUUGCUGAAUGGUCGUCCCGGGCGAAGGCCGGUCGGCUUCGGUCCCGACCUGCUCCCAGUGCUGCAGGGGGUCUGCGGUCAGGUGACCCAGCUCCGAAUCGAGGACAGCUCAUCAGCGACUGCAGCGUCUGCAGCGACAGGGGAGGAGCGCUCCUGCUGCCGCUCCCUGGAGCAGCGGGUGGAGAGGCGCAUGGAGGAGAUGGAGGAGCGGCUGAAGCGGCACAUCGACCGGCGGCUGGAGGCCCUGGAGCAGAGGCUGGAGCGCGCCCUCCUGGCGGCGCUGCCCCUGGCGCACGCCCCCCCGGGCGUCAAGGGCGCCCUCGCGCCCGACUGGAACGGCGCCCACGGCCUCCUGAACGGAGACGCCUGACCCGGGUCCCGCCGCGCCUAGGCGCUAACGAUAACCGCCCCCUCGCCUCCACGGCGCUAACGAUGCCCGCCCCUUCGCCCCUCGGGGGUUACGCCCAUCCUGCCCCGCCCCUCGGAGGUAACGCCCGUCCUGCCCCGCCCCUUCGCCCCUCGUAGGUAACGCCGUCCUGCCUGCCCCCUUGCCCCUCGGAGGUAACGUCCGUCCUGCCCACCCCUUCGCCCCUCAGAAGUAACGGCUGCCCUGGCACCGUGGGUGGGGCGCACCUGCGCUAUCACCUACGGACACCCGUCGACCUGAAGGGGUUCCAACUGUAUCAACAAAGUCGACCUGAAGCAGUGCAGAAGUUGGCCGACGAUCACUGCUGCUGUCGAGAAGCGCGGUUGUGCUAACUCCGUCAGCCCGUAAUAAUUUACAUUCAGCCUAUGCAAAUCACAACAUCCCCGUCUGCGUUUUUCUGUGUUUUAGAAUGCGUUUCUGCACUGACGUACCUGAUCUUUAAGCUGCUGGCAUCAAGUGUAAAUUUACUUACGACUGUCUCACUAUCCAUGUUUCUCUUUGCGUUGAUGUUUUUUUUAUUAACAGUUCUGUCAGUUACGUAAUUGUUUUCAUUGUAUUUUUUUUCAUUGUUGUAUUAUUAAUACAAAUAUAUGUCCUCAAAUGGUUUGUGGAAUUAUUCUGUUUAUUUUAUUAGAUCGAACUUGGUUUUAUAUGAAAAUGUAUUGACAAUGACAUGUAUUUUUUGAAUGGUUGGAACUUGGAAUGGUUUGAUCACCUUCGUAGCUGGUAGAAGGCAGUAGUUUAAGGGGAAGCUUCAGUUUUCCUGAAACCACCUAAAAGUCAUUCAUUCAAUUUUACGUUUUGCAGAAGUGUAAAGACCUUUAUAUUACUAAAGUAGACUCAGUGUUUCAGCCAAAGGGACCUUUUCAAGCUAUGAUGAGAGUUGUGUAUUGGAGGUUAAUGUUGAAAUAUUUAUUGGAGUUACUAUUUUGCAUACCCUUGGGUUUGAGGAUAGUCAUCCCUGUACUAUAACAAAUAACUCACAAUGGAGUGUGAUGACAUCCUUUAAAAUGUGAUUUUUACAUUGAAAAGUGGAAAGAUGGGCAUCAUCCUUGAAAGUCAAUGUACCUUUAUUCACACUAAAUAAAUUAUAGGAGUUAUUUCAUAUUA